AUGGCGCUGGUAACCAUCACGUACCAGGAUCUGCUGGAUUUUUGUGAAGAGGGCAAUUCCAAUGACAGUCUCCGACAGCGUCUGGUCAAUGACAUUGGGCGUGCCUAUGGCAGCAAUGGAUUGGGGAUUCUCUCUGUUUCAGGUGUCCCAGGUUUUGUGGAAUUACGAGAACGAUUGCUUCCUUUGGCUGCCAAAGUUUCCGAGCUACCCCCAGAAGAUUUGGAUAGCUGUGUCUCGGAAAAGGCUUGCUAUGCGGUUGGCUGGAGCCAUGGAAAGGAGGAACUGACGCCGGGAGUCCCUGAUUUGUCAAAAGGAUCGUUUUAUGCCAAUCCACUGGUGAACGAUUUGGUGGCGGCAAUGAUGCAGAGACUGCAUCAAAACUCCAAUGACAAUCCGCAAGAAGAGGAAGAAAGCUCUGGCAGUUGA
Messenger RNA from Seminavis robusta, 426 nucleotides. NCBI's taxonomy places the organism in Eukaryota, Bacillariophyta, Bacillariophyceae, Naviculales, Naviculaceae. The record is from the annotation of a GenBank genome assembly.